UUCAGAGGCUCUCAUAAGUUGUACUUAGCAGCGUUGGCCAGUCGUUGUGUCUGAUGUAAUAGAAAAACGAUAUUUUAUUGCAUAUCGACUUUAAGAGUAUAUUAAACAUAGUGCAUUGUUUGAAUGAAAUCAAUUGAAUUGAAUUGGUUGAAUGAAAUUGGCUGAGUUGAAUUUCACUGCACACAGUCACGUUAUUCAUGGACACUUUUCUACAUUUUCAAGGCCAGUAUGUGUCUUAUUAACUUAAACAUGAUUCUGAGAAUGUUAAAGCUAUUUUAAUUUUUAUUCAACAUCAAAGCUUCAUUGUUUUCCGUUGUGCUUAAUAUUGAUUUAUAUUCUUAUUUCUUAGCUUGGUGCAAUUUCACCCUGAUCCGACAAAACUGAUGUUGUUCUCAUCGUCAGCUGAUAGUUGCAUUCGGAUUUGGGAUCUCAGUACUAGCACGUGCAUUUCGACGCUAAAAGGCCACUACAGUAAUGUGACUUCUCUAUCAUUCUUCGAAGACAACGAGAAAAUGAUCAGUGCUGGACGUGACAAAGUUGUAAUAUUGUGGGAUCUUGCCACAAGGAAAUCAUUAAAAACUAUACCAGUCUAUGAGGCAGUGGAAUCUGUGAUUGUUCUGCCACGUGACAAGGAAUCAGAAUGGUGCAUGACAGCAGAAGAGGAACAAAAUGUUAAGUUUAUAACUGCUGGUGAAAAAGGCAUCAUUCGGGCAUGGAGUGUUCGUGAUGGCAAGUGCAUCUUUGCCCCAGAGAGAUCUGCCAGUAAACCCGUGGACAGUAAUUGUGAAAACCCUGCUCCUUCAUCAACGGUUAUCCAGUGUGUCCUCAAUGAAGCUCUUAAUUGCAUUAUUACUGUUUCCGAUGACCAAAAUAUUGUCCUUUAUGACUUGAAUUCACUGAAAAUCUUAAAACAGUUUGUCGGACCCCUGGACGAAGUUCUGGACUUAAAGUUUGUGGGGGAAGAUCAUUCCCUUCUAUCGAUCGCAUCAAACAGCCCUGAUGUUAAAGUUAUUGACAGAGAAACCAUGGAUUGCAGAAUAUUGAAUGGACACACAGGUUUGUUUUAAAUUGCGAUUUUUGACAGUGGAAACGCUUAGAACUUCCAUUGUA
Molecule: messenger RNA, 1110 nt
Organism: Rhopilema esculentum
Lineage: Eukaryota; Metazoa; Cnidaria; Scyphozoa; Rhizostomeae; Rhizostomatidae
Source: RefSeq, a predicted model, not a curated record